Molecule: messenger RNA, 2280 nt
Organism: Rotaria sordida
Lineage: Eukaryota; Metazoa; Rotifera; Eurotatoria; Philodinida; Philodinidae
Source: the annotation of a GenBank genome assembly
AUGGAGUCAUCACAACAACAACAUCGAUUAUGUACACAUACACAAUCUUCGAAUGAACUUGAUCGUGCUGAACAUCAUUUAAAUGAAUUACUCAAUGAACCAUUAUGUGAUCAUGAUUUUCGUACUUUUACUAAACACUUUGAUGGUGAUAUAAGUAAAAAAAAUUUUACAAUAGAAGAAUUUUAUAAACUAUUUCAACUCACAAAAACAUUCGGUGAACGUCUUCUUGGUAUAUUAAAUGAGAGUAGAUGUAUCGAAGCUAAAUCAAUUAGUGGUGAAAAUAUUAUACGUAUUGCUCGAAUUCUUUCUAUGGCACCAAGAUUAGUUAAAGCACUUAUUCUAUUUAAAAUUUUCGAUCAUGAUGAUAAUAAAAUGAUAACUAUUCAAGAAAUUUCGGAAUUUUAUGAAAUUUAUCUUGUUGAAUUUCGAUUUCCUCAUAAUGAAUUACAUCGUCAAGAAUUGAUAAAUACAUUUCUUCAAAAUUUUCGAAUGAUCAAUGAUAAUGAUAAUUUAAAUUUUGAUCAAUUCUAUUCAAUUCUUCAAGAAACACCUGAAUUAUUCGAAUCACUUCAACUUAUGAAUAUUCCAAUCAAUGAUAAUGAUAUUAAAAAAUUAGAAUGGCAAGCAUGGCGAAUCAAUAAUAGAUAUCAAAUUCUUAUUGGUCUUCUUUAUAUCUUAGGUACAAUUGGUAUUAUUAUUCAUGUAAUAAUAAAAUUGAUCAUUCAUGAACGACAACGAAAAGGUUGGUUCAUCGUUGCACGCAUAUGUGGAUAUUUAAUAAAAUUCAAUUUUGCUCUAUUGAUCGUUCUUAUGCUUAAACAAUGGAUGAGAUGGUUUCGACAAUAUCAUUGUUUGAGACGUUUCUUACCUAUUGAUGAUCAUAUUGAUGCUCAUCGUUACGUUGGAAUAAUUUUCGCAAUUUGUAGUGUUGUGCAUUCACUGGCUCAUACUAUUAACUAUGCUUUAAAUAGUGAAGGCUAUUCAUUUGUUCAAUGUAUGUUUACAACAAGUCGACAACAAGGUUGGGUAUCUGGUUUGACUCCUAUUACUGGCAAUAUUCUUCUUGUUUUUCUUAUUAUUAUGAUUAUUGGUGCAUUACAAUGUAUACGUCAACGAGAAAAAUGCUUUAUACUUUUUCGUAUAUCACAUUUACUCUUCUGGCCUAUAUUUAUUCUUCUUGUAAUUCAUUCAGAAGAGUUUUGGAAAUGGGCAUGUGGACCAAUGUUUCUAUUUAUAUGUGAAAAACUAUAUCUGCUAAAAAGAUAUUUACCACAAAAAGGUCGUACUCAUCUGAAAAAAGUCACAAUCGAAGAUGAUAAUACGAUUUCAUUUACUAUUGUACGACCUCCAUAUUUCAACUUUAAUACAGGAGAUUAUGUUAAUAUUUGUUUUCCUCGUAUAGUUUCUUACGAAUGGCAUCCAUUUACACUUUCAAGUUGUCCAGAAAAUAAAGAUACUUUACGUAUUCAUAUUAGCAAGAGAAAAAAUUGGACAAGAAAAAUCUAUGAACAUUUCUAUCAACAAUGGCAAUAUCAAAAUGAACAUUUUGAUGUUGUUACCAUUUCAACAGCAUCUAUAACCAAUAAUAACAUACAUUCUCCUUCUGUUAAUUAUCCUUAUACAUUCAAUAGCAAUGAAUCCAUUUGGAUUGAAGGACCCUAUAGCAGUUCAACAUCGUAUACAUUCGACUGUGAACAUGUUGUAUUAAUUGGAGCAGGCAUUGGUAUCACUCCGUAUGCCGGCGUUCUCGAAUCUUUAAUGUAUCAAUUUCGUGAACAACAAAAUAAAUGUCAACAUUGUCACUGUAUUAAUUAUGAUCAUGAAGCAAUUGCACGACGAAAAUUAAAAAAAGUCGAUUUUAUUUGGGUAAAUCGUGAUGUGAAAAAUUUUUCUUGGUUCCUACAAUUAUUGACUGACUUCGAGAAUGAACAAUUAACAUAUCUUCAAACAUCAACAUCGGAAAAUAUUGUUCAGCAACGUUAUAUUGAUUUUCAUUUAUAUUUUACAUCGUUGAAAAGAAAUGAUCAAGGAAUGAUUGGUAAUGCUCCUUAUGAUCUUGUCUCAAAUAUCUAUGCGAAAAUAUCAAAUCGAGAUAUUCUUACUAAAUUGAAAACAAAAACAAUUGUGGGUAGACCACAAUGGCCACUCUUAUUUGCCAAACUUAAAGCUGAAUAUGAAAAAACAAAUGUCUUCUUUACAGGGAGUCAUAGUAUGGGCGACGAAAUCAGGCGUUUAUGUGAUCAAUACAAAUUUAUGUAUCAUCAUGAACCUUAUUUUUAA